Brettanomyces nanus is the source of this 1872-nucleotide messenger RNA. RefSeq lists its product as uncharacterized. The transcript has 2 exons. Gene Ontology annotation, molecular function: alpha-1,2-mannosyltransferase activity. Gene Ontology annotation, biological process: mannan biosynthetic process. Lineage: Eukaryota; Fungi; Ascomycota; Pichiomycetes; Pichiales; Pichiaceae. The record is from RefSeq and is a predicted model, not a curated record. Bases 1 to 1872 code for a protein of 623 amino acids. Gene Ontology annotation, cellular component: Golgi apparatus.
AUGACUAACGAGAAUGCUGAGAUCAAGAAUCUCUACUUCAAUGAUAAUCCGAAAAUGGUCGUGACCCCUGAACUAGUUAUUAACUUGCUUGAAGAUGAGAGUAAUAAAUUUCAUAGUGAGCACAGGGCUAAGUUCGAACAGCAGUUGACGGCAAACAUGUUAACUCAACCACGUCCGCUUGAUUUCACUUAUACAGAUCGACACGUGGACUUCAGAGAGUUCAUGUCUCAAUUUGUGGAUUUGUUGAACAAAAAUAGGCUUUUAUUUCCGCACCCAGAAAGAGAAACUACCUCUGACGGCAAGCCGGUGAUAUGGGAUACACUCUUUCUAGAUAAGCCGUUUGAUGUGCUUUCCCAGAGCCAGCUUUAUGAAAUGAUGCAUUUUGACCCUGCAUCAAUAGAGGAUCUAAAACUGAAACAUAGAAUAGUUACAGGAAGUCUUCCUUUGGUAAAACCAACUGAGCUUUACCAUAGUAAUGGCUAUGUGAUGAUUGGUGGUGGUAUGUACACCUGGUAUGCGUUUUUGGCGAUUCAGGCGUUGAGAAAGACGGGAGCAAGGCUUCCCUUGGAGUUAAUUAUUCCUAAACAAGAAGAUCGGGAAGGUUGGCUAUGCGACGAGUUGCUUCCCGUGAAGUAUAAUGUUAAAUGUGUUACUUUUGACAGUAUAUUUGGUCCUGAAUUAUUGAAGAAAAUGGGCGAAUUAAAGGGUUAUCAGUUCAAGUCAUUUGCAUUGCUUGGCUCAUCGUUUCGGAAUGUCAUGUAUCUUGAUUCCGACAAUUUCGCUGUCAAGAACCCUGACUAUCUCUUUGAAUCUGAUCUUUACAAACGCUAUAAAAUGAUCACUUGGCCAGACUUCUGGCGAAGAACCUCGUCUCCGUCAUUAUAUUCUGUUUUGGGAAUAAAGGUUGGUUCUCUUCCGGUACGGAGACUCAAUGAUAUGUUUACCUCACCAGAGGCCUAUUAUACAAAGGACGAUUUGGUCGCAGUAGAGGAGAGAGUCAAUUAUCAUGACAGAAGUGGAACGCUGAUGGACUGGUCGACCGAAUCUGGUCAAUUUCUUUUCGACAAAGAAGCUCAUUUUAACACUUUACUACUUUCCCUCUAUUAUAAUUACGAUGGACCUGCCGGAUAUCAUCCUCUCCUUUCUCAGGGUGGUGCUGGGGAAGGUGAUAAGGAAACUUAUGUUUUGGCAGCCCAUUUUUUGAAGAAGGUACACUAUCAGGUUUACAGGAAGCCAGAUAAAUUAUAUGGCUCAUUCAUCAAAGACAGUAACUGGUAUGUGGAUUCUACAAUAGUACAAAUGGAUCCUGUGGUUGAUUACAACAAUUUGAAGCAAAUUAUCCUGAAAAACCAGCAGCAGCGGCAGCACAAGGAUAGCCGUGUAUAUAGUUACGAUUAUACUUACGGAAGUUUCGCUACUAGCGGAAAUUUCAAGUCGGUGCCGAUGUUUUAUCAUAUUCAUGCGCCGAAAAUCAAUCCGUUUGAAUACGUGGAAAAGGACCUCUUCACAAAUAUGGAAGAUGAGCCCAUUAGAAAUUUUGGUAACGAUUAUCCGAAAAUUGGGUAUGAUUUGGAAUUGAUGAUUUGGCAGACAAUUAUCAAAAGUCUUUGUGAGGACCAACAGCAGUUCAAAUGUUUCGAAGGUCUGGACAUCGGACAGAUAUGCAACAACUCUGUAGUUGAUGAGAGAGUUGAUUGGCUAAAUAGAACGGGACGGGCAGCUCUCGAUGGGUAUCUGGAGCAGACAUUCCUGGGGCCUACAGAAUUGAACGAAGAAGAGAAUACGAAACUGGAUGACAUGAUAUACGGUAAGUUUAGGGAUUCCUUAAAUUAUACCAUGACUCGACUACCUAAUGGGAAAAUUAAUAACUAG